CUGUCCGAAUCCAUGAUGACCUCAAACUCCUGAUCCCUUCCAAUGGGGAGAUUGCGCCAUUCGCAUUGAACAUUAGAAUCCUCCCCUUAACCACUCGCACUGCCCAUCAGUGCCUACACGUUCGACAUGCGCUCCCUUAGUUUGAUUCUGCUCGCCCUGGCGACCAUGCUCACUCCCAUUUCGGCGCAGUUUGGCUUCUUUGACCAAAUGUUUGGCGGCGGUGGUGGCGGCGAACAGGAGCAACAUCACGGUCACGGUCAUGGCGGGCACCAGCGACAACAGCAGAAUGCGCCGAGCGAUGGGGCAGGAUAUCGCGCCCAGUAUGCCCGUCUUCAUUGCGACAACUACCUCUGUCCCGAUACGCUUGCCUGUGUACACUUCCCCCACCACUGCCCUUGCCCCUGGCCUGCGCACGAAGAAAAGGUUGAACUGGCUGAGGGUCAAAGGAUAUGUGUGUCCCACGGAGGCUUCAAGGCCGGAGAGGCGGCGAGGAAGGUCGAGUUAGCCCGCAAGGGGCUGCUCUGAAGAAUGACCAUAGAGCAGAGACACAGACACAGCACGGGUCGCGCCAUUUCUCACAACCAAAUGGCCUGGCGCAAACAGGACAGGCAUGGAGCGUAACUGGUGCGCUGGGAAUUGGAGUAAGGUAGUUGGCAUGGGUCAUAGACAGUGGCCAUAUACAGCCUGAAGAACAAAGAAGCGCAACGAAAGUAAUGGAAUUAGACCGUCAACGAUA
Molecule: messenger RNA, 736 nt
Organism: Podospora pseudocomata
Lineage: Eukaryota; Fungi; Ascomycota; Sordariomycetes; Sordariales; Podosporaceae
Gene: LCL2
Product: Long chronological lifespan protein 2
Exons: 2
Coding region: 127-525 (132 amino acids)
Source: RefSeq, a predicted model, not a curated record